Molecule: messenger RNA, 5007 nt
Organism: Penicillium bovifimosum
Lineage: Eukaryota; Fungi; Ascomycota; Eurotiomycetes; Eurotiales; Aspergillaceae
Gene: swr1
Product: putative SNF2 family helicase/ATPase (Swr1)
Exons: 1
Coding region: 1-5007 (1668 amino acids)
Cellular component (GO): Swr1 complex
Molecular function (GO): ATP-dependent chromatin remodeler activity; ATP hydrolysis activity; histone binding
Source: RefSeq, a predicted model, not a curated record
AUGCAAAACGGCAGCCCCAACGGCCCAUCCACACAAGAUGAACGAGUAACACCCGUGUCCGAUCCUGCACCCCCCAACGGGUCUGCCAUCGAAAAUUCAUCGGAUUCUACCACCAACGAUACAAUUCCUCCCCAGCCGCAAGACGUCGAAGCUGUCCCCCUACCCGAAGAACCUCCAUCAAAAAAGAGAAGACUCACAGAUUCCUCCUCAUCGCAACGUACUACUCCCCGGCCACCAUCGCCGCCUUGGAAGAAGGCUGGAUACGACGGUCCGACAUCGUUUCUCUCGGACGGCAAGCGCAGGUCUUCGCGCACAAACGCAGUCCCCAUCGAGCUUCAACCCCCAUCGAACACCAGAAAUACGCGUGCGGCUCAGAAUAAAACUAUUGGCAAAUCUGCUCGUGAUGGAACAAAGCCGGCCACAUCCUCACCGCUAUCGGUGACACAGUCACGCGCCGACGUCAAUGGAAAGCUGGGGGGAAAGGCUACUGCCAAUGGGUCGCCCCGUGCGCCGCCUGCGCGCAGUGCAACUAACAAGACACAGCGUCUUGCGCAGGUACAAAUACCGAAAGCGAGUCCUUCGCGCGCGAAAUCUCGAACCUCCCUCCCUCGUCAGUCCGUCAGCGCAGUUGGCACAAAUACUCGCUCCCUUCGCGACCGCCAAUCCCUUUCAAACUUAUCCAAUGGGGAUGGAACACUCGAUGACGACAAGCUGAAUGGUGAGCAACCCGAACAAGGAUCUUCGAAAGUUCCAAGAUUGCGCCUCAACCUGAAGAAGCCUGUCCUUCCCGUCCUCCACCCCGGCCACAUACCGCAGAAGAAGCACGAAUCGUUCAGGGAAUGGAUCUACCAAGUAGAUGGCUCAAGUAUUCUAUCUGAAGAGGAGGCUAUGGUAGAAGCGCGCAGGCGGCAUGAAGUGAUAAGUGCUGCCGAGCCCGGCGGACCAUUGAGCUCGCAAGUCUGCUCAGCAUUUAUCACGGAACAGCAAGAGGAGCCUCCACCACAGUAUUCCCACCAGGAUCACCUUGUCUCCCAUGCUCUCUAUUUCCAGAAACUACUCGAGAAGGAGCACAAGCGCCACCUACAGACCGCCAAGAUGUUCGCACAAUGGUGUGCAGACGCAUAUCGAAAACGCCACAAGAACCCGGAAGACAUACUGCGUGAGCAGCAGGAGGAGAUGCGUGGGAAACGCAAGCAGCUAGCAAAGGAUCUCCAGAAGAUGUUCGACCUCGCCCGUGCCGAUAUUGAUCGGGUACGUCUAGCGCGGUGGGAAGAAAAGCGCAAGAUGGAAGACCAGCAGGCCCUUGAUCGUGCGAUCAAAAAGUCGACCAUGCUGUUUGAGAAGCGUCGAUCGGAGAUUCUAGGUGAACUGCCCAGCGAUGCUCCUGUGACCAGUGAGGAUGAGGAGGAUGGCAAAUCGGGCUUGUCGUCUGAUUCAGGCGAAGAAGACGAAAGUAACAUGUCGGAUUCUGAAUCUGCAACCGACGACGAGGGGAACGUGGACGACGAUGCCAAUCUGACCGCAGAGGAACUACGGAUGAAGUAUGCCAACCUACCCACUGAAGACCGUUUGGACCGAAUGUCUGUAGUCUCUGGCAGCUCGGGAAUGACCGACCCCAACGAAUCCAUCGGCGUUGGAGCUGCUUUAGACGACCUAGAUUCAAACGCCACUCCCGAGCAUAACGAGCUGGAUGAAGUCGACUCUGUGUUGAUGGAUGACAGCGAUGAAUCCACCGAUAUGGAUGAUGACAUGGGUGAUAGUGACGAAUCGGAAGGCGCCUCGAGUGAUGAAGAGUUGGAUGAUGAAGAUGUCAGACCGGGCUUGCUGGGCUUCUUCUCCAAAGACAGCCCCAUGCCAAGCGAAGCCGAGCGAGGCGACGAAACUUCAGUUGUGGGCCUUGAACAUGACGUCGAAAAAUCCGCAUCGGAGUUCGAGGAUCCAGAUGAAGUCUCCCUCGUUCCUAAUGGGCCGACGGCCAGCGAAGGCACUUCUCCAGAAGACACACCCGUGCACAAAGCCGAUGCAUCUGCAGCCUCUCCCGCCACCGGCGGAGACACUCCUACUGUUGAUACUCCAAUGGACGAUGAACCAGCCGAACCCAAGAACGAGGAGGCAGUUUCUGUGGUUGAUACUCCGGUGGAAGAGGUGCCUGUCGAGCUGACAACUGCGGAGGCAACUCCCGAUGCCGAUGCAAAUGCGGGCGAUGAGGCCCAAGCCAUGGAGGUAGAUCAAGUUCAUGACAGCCGACCAAGUAGGGACAUGUCCAGUGAGCCUUCACCGGGAACCUUCGCGACCAAGCCAUCCGAACCCGAGUCGGUCUCAUCGCUCGAGCCUGGAAUCGACAAGGCGUUGCAAAUCAGUCACUCACCCGCCCCAGGCCUUCAGACACCCAUUCCAUCGAUCCUGCGCGGUACACUACGUGAAUAUCAACACUAUGGGUUGGAUUGGCUUGCGGGUCUGUACAAGAACCACAUCAACGGUAUCCUGGCCGAUGAGAUGGGUUUGGGCAAAACCAUUCAAACCAUUGCCCUUCUCGCCCAUCUUGCCGUGGAUCAUGGUGUCUGGGGCCCGCAUUUGGUGGUCGUUCCCACCAGUGUCAUGCUCAAUUGGGAAAUGGAGUUCAAGAAAUGGUGUCCAGGUUUCAAAAUCAUGACCUACUACGGCAACCAAGAAGAACGCAAGCAGAAACGUCGAGGCUGGACAGACGACAACGCCUGGAACGUGUUGAUCACAUCGUAUCAGCUCGUUCUGCAAGAUCAGAUGUCUCUCAAGCGAAAGGAUUGGCACUACAUGAUUCUUGACGAAGCGCACAACAUCAAGAACUUCCGCUCACAGAGGUGGCAAGCUCUUCUUACGUUCAAGUCUCGUGCUAGGCUUCUUCUUACAGGCACACCGCUCCAGAACAACCUCACGGAACUGUGGUCUCUUCUGUUCUUCUUAAUGCCGUCGGAUGGCAACAAUGGGGGCGUCGAAGGGUUUGCGGAUCUGAAGGAUUUCUCUGAAUGGUUCAGACGCCCCGUGGAACAAAUUCUCGAGCAUGGCAGAGAGACGAUGGACGAGGAGGCCAAGGGGGUAAUCACCAAACUUCACACCGUUCUCCGCCCGUAUCUCCUCCGUCGACUGAAAGCCGAUGUCGAGAAGCAAAUGCCCGGCAAGUAUGAACAUGUGGUGUACUGCAGGCUCUCCAAGCGUCAGCGAUACCUCUACGAUGGCUUCAUGUCGAUGGCCCAGACCAAGGAGACGCUUGCAUCCGGAAACUUCCUCUCCAUCAUUCACUGCCUCAUGCAACUUCGUAAAGUGUGCAACCACCCUGAUCUCUUUGAAACCCGACCUAUCUCUACCUCGUUCGCAAUGCCACGGUCCGUGGCUAUGGACUUCAAUGUCAAGGAAUCCCUUGUCCGACGAAGACUCCUCUUUGAACAUCCACUCACCAAGAUCGAUCUGGAUUUCCUCAACCUCGCCCCGGUGUCACGGGAAGAUAUCUCACGCCGACUGGCCGAUGACAGUAUCAGGCUCAUGGCUCUCGGUCCGUUCCAGACCCUGCGAGAACGCCAGUACAACCGUACCAACUGGGAGAUGGGCUUUGACGGGUCCAACAUGCAGACGAUUCUGGAGUCAUUGGAAAAUGCCUGUCGAAAGAGACGAAUGGCCGAGUUAGAGCGGUGUCUUUACUUCGAAUCUAAGCGCCAUGGGCGUCGGCCCAUCUACGGUAGCAGUCUUAUCGAGUUCAUCAGGGCUGGGACACAGGAACAUGCGCUAUCUAAUGCACCCCUGCGGAAGCGCUCGAUGGCGGACUGGCUGUCGAGCCGGUCUUCCGUCCUCGCGUCGAUGAUUUUGACCAUCGAAGAGCGGGCUUUAGAGAUGCACGGCUACGUCCAGCGAUUCGCCUGCGUUACGCCGGCCGCAGUGGCUGCGGGAAUGAACGAAGCCGCUCUGACUCCCGUCGAGACCCGGCUCUUGACCAAUAAUCGACCAAAUCCGCCCUACGAUCCCUUCCACGAAGCGCGGAUGCGGCUUUCUAUCGCUUUCCCGGAUAAGAGACUACUUCAAUACGACUGUGGCAAGCUACAACGUCUUGACAAACUCCUGCGUGACCUCAAAGCCGGUGGUCAUCGCGCCUUGAUCUUCACGCAGAUGACCAAGAUGCUCGACAUCCUCGAACAGUUCCUUAAUAUCCACGGUCAUCGCUAUCUUCGACUUGAUGGAACGACGAAAGUCGAGUCCCGACAGAUGCUUACAGAACGCUUCAAUAGCGACCCUCGGAUCCUCGCUUUCAUCCUGUCGAGUCGAUCCGGCGGUCUCGGCAUUAACCUGACGGGCGCAGAUACGGUCAUCUUCUACGAUCUGGACUGGAACCCGGCGAUGGACAAGCAAUGUCAAGAUCGGUGCCACCGCAUCGGUCAAACCCGAGAUGUGCACAUCUACCGCUUCGUCUCGGAGUAUACGAUUGAAUCCAACAUCCUCCGCAAAGCCAAUCAGAAGCGCAUGCUCGACGACGUGAUCAUUCAAGAGGGUGAAUUCACCACGGACUACAUGACCAAAUUGGGUGCUGCCCCGAUCGCCGAACCCGACGCGCGCGACGGCCAGGACGAGGCCAGUGCCGCCAUGGAUCGCGUGCUGGGUACACGUGUCGGGGGGACCCGAGUUUUCGAAGCUGCGGAGGACAAGGAGGAUCUAGAUGCGGCGAAGAACGCACAGAAGGAACAAGAGCAUGCAGACGAUGGAGACUUUGAGGAACACAGUGCCACCCAUGGUACUGGAACCCCCGCUCAGGUCGGAACUCCGGCCCAGGUUGGGACUCCGUUGCCUGUGGAGGAGACUGGUGUGUCCGAUCCGAUGCACGUGUCUGAGGGUAUCCCUGGGGAAGCCGAACCUGGUCAUAUCGAUGACUAUCUCUUGAGGUUUAUGGAGUGGAACCUGAAGGAUGAACCGUUGAUUCUGCCUGCGGAUAAGAGUAAGAAGAAAUCCAAAAAGGGCAAGGAACAUCAUAUUAAGAGGCGUCGUUGA